Penicillium mononematosum is the source of this 2397-nucleotide messenger RNA. RefSeq lists its product as uncharacterized. The transcript has a single exon. Lineage: Eukaryota; Fungi; Ascomycota; Eurotiomycetes; Eurotiales; Aspergillaceae. Bases 1 to 2397 code for a protein of 798 amino acids. The record is from RefSeq and is a predicted model, not a curated record.
AUGGAGCGUGAGAUAUCCCGGUUGCUACGACGUGCGGAAGAAGCCGAAAAACUGGCAGAAGAAGCCGAAAAACGGCUGGAAGAAGCCAAAAAGCGUAAUGCGGAGGCCAAAAAGCGCGAGGAGGAGGCCCAGCGACAACUAAGCAGAGAAAGGCUCGAGAGCCGACAGAUCCUACAGCUAGUCCGAAAAACCACCCUUCCCGAGUUUCUCGAUGCUUGCCAUGUCCACUUAUUUCUUGGCCUAGCCAUACAACCAGAUCCGAACUCAUCAACCAAAGGCAAGCCGGCAAAUGCAGACGAUAAGUAUCGCCCAGCUAAGAUUCGCGAGUGGAUGGGGUUUCCGCAGGAGCAGGCCGCUAUAUGGGCGGAUCUCAUGGGCGUCGAUUUUGUCACCCAGCGCCAUUUUUUGUCGCUGCUUAUGCUGAAAGAAUAUGGUAGAGAGGUCCCACAACGAAUGUCGGGUUCAGAGCUUGAUCUCGGCUAUUUUGAACGGCUCACGAUCGAGUCGCGUCUCGCCGAUAUCAUCAGGCAACUCUACACAAGCCCGCAAAUCCGACGAGUCUUUCACCUUAAGGGAGAUGUGACCUUUGAAAACCAUGCGAAUACAUUAACGGACGGGUCAAUGGUGGACAAGAUGAAAUCCAUGAGCUUGGAGCCGAAACAACAGGAACUACAGGAACUACAGGAACAACCGCGUCGCUCAGGCCGAUUGGCUGCGAAACAGUCCGAUAAGUCUCAACUUCCACCUUCGAGUCCGCCAGAUGCGGAAAGCCAAGGACCUGUGAAGCGAAAGCAACCUAAACCCCGAGGGGACCAGAUUUGUGUGUACAACAAAGCCCCCGAGGAAAGGGUUCCUGUCUUUAUCGUCGAAUACAAAGCGCCACAUAAGCUCACGCUCGCGCAUAUACUGGCCGGGCUCUCGGACAUGGAGGUCGACCAGGUGGUCCAUUAUCAGGAAGAUGAGACGCCAGAAGUCAUUUGCCGGCGCGUUGUGGCUGCAGUCAUCACACAGGCAUUUUCCCACAUGAUCACUGCGGGGCUGGAGUUUGGAUAUGUGUGUACCGGCGAAGCAUUCAUAUUUCUUCGUGUUCCACGCGACGAUCCUUCCACCGUAUACUAUUAUCUAUCGGUGCCGAAAGAAGACGUUGGUGAUACAACUGGAUGGACCGGUGAUCCAAGUGACGACAACAGAUUGCACUUAACAGCAAUCGGUCAGGUGUUGGCUUUCACUCUCCGAGCUUUGCAAACACCGAGGCGAGGUAUGCGGUGGAGCGAGUGGGCAGAGGACAGAUUGGUCAAAUGGGAAAUGAUAUUUGACCACGUUCUCGGCGAAUUAUCGAAUGUAGAGGUGCCCUCUUCAGAAUACAAGCCCCCGCGGACCAGCACAACUUUCGGCCACUUGUCUCUUGUCAAGACUCGAUCAAAGUCCACCGCUGCAACAUUCGCAUCCUGCACUCCUUUGGAGGCUCUGAGUUCGUCCGAGUCUGGUGAUUCUCCCGACGGACCCAACUCACACACCCCCAGUCGAAGGCCCUGGGGUCCCCGCGCCGAUCACUCAGCCUUGCCCCCAUCCUCAGCUGCAACAAAGUCACGAGGAGGACGAGGAGACUCUUCCUCAAAGGGCAAGUCUCGCCAGUAUUGUACACAACAGUGCCUCUUAGGCUUGGUCACGAGAGGGAGUUUGGAUCAGGAAUGCCCCAAUGUGCUGGAUCAUGGAGUUGAUCGACAUCCAAUCAGCAAGGCCACACUCAUCCGUCUCUUGGAUCGGCAAUUCUUCGGGCAAGACCUGGGUCCUGACGUGGAGGACGUGGAGAUGGGAUGCGAGUCCUUGCAUAUUCAUGGCACACGUGGAGCCCUUUUUAAAGUGACUUUGUUGUCUCACGGGUAUACUUUUGUUGGCAAAGGUGUGCCUAUCGAGUUCUUUGAACACAUCCAACAUGAGCAGCGCAUGUAUUCGCGUCUCCGUCCACUACAGGGGGUGCACGUGCCUGUUGUACUGGGUGGCCUAACUCUCCGUCGAUCAAUCUCUUACGACGGCAUCGUGGAGAUUGUGCACUUCAUGCUGAUGGGGUAUGCGGGCAGGACGCUGGCUGAGCGACACGAAAUCGAACCAGAUCAGCUAAUUCGUCUCGCGGAAGUCUCGCUACAUGCUAUCCACGGAUUAGGCGUGCUCCACAGUGAUCCAAUUGCCGGCAACAUGGUCUACAAUGAGGAUAGCGGUCGGGUAAUGUUCAUUGAUUUUGAGCGAGCGGAGUUCCAGAAAAGACGACCUGCGCUGGAAUCUCUGUCGCCGAAUCAAAAGUGCAAGCAAGCGACUGACGCAUGUGGAAAGAACCCUAACAAGCGCGAUAACUUUGAGCUUGAAACUCGGCGCAUGAGGCAUGCUAUGCUAUGGUAA